Molecule: messenger RNA, 2145 nt
Organism: Alternaria atra
Lineage: Eukaryota; Fungi; Ascomycota; Dothideomycetes; Pleosporales; Pleosporaceae
Exons: 1
Coding region: 1-2145 (714 amino acids)
Molecular function (GO): protein binding
Source: RefSeq, a predicted model, not a curated record
AUGAUAACGACUGCCGAGAAGCCCUCCUUCGAUGCCAAAAGAGGUGCAGAGCGCGAGCAGCUUAGAGAUGCACGCGUAUCGGUCAACACGCUUGGAAAGCGAGUAGCUGUUAAAAGACUAAAUCGAAUACUGGAGCUAGUGAGCGGCACCAAUGGCCGGGAUGCCAGUCUACGAGCACCGCUUUGGCGAGCGUAUUCUUUGGCCAAGGCUUCCGACCCAAAACUCCUAGCACGUCUACCAGAUAGAGCAUGGGAUUUACUCUGGAUUACGCAAUCAGUCGAAUCAUUCAACAAUCCGAAUCGCACGGCACACAUGGCACAGCUCUACCGCGACAUGGACAAGGCUGGGAGGUCUACAACGGUCGGGCAGCGGACCAAACAUCUGGAGAGUAUCUUCCUUAGCGGGAAAGAAGAUCAAGCUCUCAGGGAAUGGGAAGAGGAUCACAGAUUGGGACUUGACGGUGUAAGAAUGGAUUACAAGCCGGAGCAUCUGGAGAUUGGGGCUAAACUCCAUGCGCUUGCCAGGAAUGUAGACUACAGCCGGAACAUUAUGGAAGAACUGUUUAGGCUAUACCCAAGUUGGGACACCUCCGUAAUGAUGGCUGUGUUCCGAGCCCAUACGAGUUCCGGUCUCCAUGAGCACCACAAUCUGGCAAAGCAGAUCUAUGCUAGAAUGAAGGAGCUGAAAGGCGAUGCCCGCUCAAUUAAAGACUACGAUGCUUGGCUCGUGGGCUUCUUAGAAACGCGAAAUCUAAGCUACGCGAAACAGGUGUUUCAGGACAUGGUUAAGGAUGGCUACCUGGCUACCAGCGGGACCACAGAACGAGUCAGCCAGGUGCUGAAGAGACUACACAUGCUGUAUCGACUUGGAACCGAUAUUGAGUCAAUGACUAGUAUCGCUCUUGAUGCUAUAUCUGUGCUCCCUCCUGGCUAUCACGGCUAUCUGUUCGGUGACUGGAUGAAAGCCACUGUAGUCAGAAAAACACCACAGGCAGCCGCCCAGAUCAUGGAGAUGAUGCUCAAGCGAGGCUACAAACCGGAAACGUUCCACUUCAAUAUACUUCUCAGAGCUUUGAUACGGACGAGAGAAGAUGCGAACAUCCUGAAAGCUGAAAACAUUGGUUGGCGUAUGAUCGACGCGGCUCGCGAAGCUCACCGACAUAAUCUUACUCCGGAUACAAUGGCAACCAUGAUCGAAAAAAGAACCGCCGAGGCUCAUCACGCAAAUAUCAACGUCACCCAAAGAGCUCCUGUUGCCAAUGUCACGACAUUUGCUUUGAUCAUGCAGCACCACGCCAAUAGCCUACAAUGGGAACAUGUCGACUACUUGUCCCGCCAGCUCAAGGAAACGAAAGUCGAACCCAAUGCAACCAUCAUGAAUGUUCUCAUGAAUAACAAAUGCCGUCAAGGUGCCUACAGCGAAGCAUGGAUGAUCUACAAGACUCUUACUGAGCCACGGGAAGGAAGCGACGGCGUUUUCCCAAACGGUGCAAGCAUACGCUGUCUCUGGAAAACGCUGCGUCUAGCACUUGGUGAUCAUACCGUUCAGAACAAGCUCGAAUUACCUACCCCUCGUGAGCUACUAGCAGAGACGGUAAGCUGGUGGACACUCAGCCGCAGUCGCUACGACGCCGACCGUUUUCGCAUGGGCCUCGCAGGCGCAGAUAGUGGAGCAAUCACGUCACUCAUCAUGCACUGCUUCAGCUACACUCAAGACCUGGCUGGCUCGCUAGUCGCUCUGCACGUCCUUCGCCAUCACUUCCACAUCUUUCCCACCGACGAAUCAGCGCAAAUCUUGCAAAGACAGAUGGCUUGGGUGGACAUGGCACGCGAGUCUGAAGCUGUGCGCAGUCAAUAUUUUCACAGUCGCUCCAACAAGAAGAACACGGAUCGUAUAGCUGCGGUCUACAAUGUUCUACUUCAACGACGAUUGGCGAGAAUGGACCUGAAAGAAGGCGACUAUGAGAAAUUGACGGAUGAACAGAUUGGGGACGUGGGAUUGAAUCUGUUGAGCGAGUUUGUAAGAGUGGUGCUCAAGAGAAGUUAUCCAGCCGAAGUCGUGGAGGCGAUGAUUGAUGCGGCGAGAUGCGCAGUAGGUGUACCCAACCUGCCAACGGGGGACAUGGAUGCAUUUGAAGUGGCUUGA